CAACGAUGAGAACACCACCACAGCACAUAUGAAAUGGACGCCUCAGAACCGAAUAACGUGGACACUGGUCCUUCACAGGAAGAUUUACGCGACCAUCCGUGCGAAAACCGCCCUAGAUCCGCUCAUGAUGCCUCAGAACCAUCUCACCAUGACUUUUUUUGUUCGCCGACACCGACACCUUCUGUUCCUGACAAAGACAGUCCUGACAAAGACAAUCCUGACAAUAAUGAGCUCGAUGGUUUAGCCUCGACUCUUUCUUCAUCACCGAGCAUGGCCACGGCUGUCCUAGUGCGAUCCGCACCUGAGCCGCCGGUUCCAAACCUACCCACACUCAGCCUAACCGGCAACGAUCCACCACGAGACGAACCGGACGAGAAUGAGGAAAAAGGCUACUAUUAUGGGCUUCCUUCACGUCCUCGCUUAAUCGCUCGGUCCAGUACACAGCCAUGGCAGCAGAGCUAUAUCCUUUCAUUCCCUCGGCCAAAGACUCUCCAAGUCGUCGAGCGCAGCCAUCCCAUCGCUGAGGUAUGGUGCACGGGGCUUUACAAAGAGAUCGUCGAGGUUUUGAAGAAUGUUUCAUUUACAACUAUCGAUGUGGUCCGAAUUGGUUAUCCUCAAGCAGGUGAAGACGAGGAACUGCCUCCGGUGGUGCUCUGGAUCGGCGUCCAACCGGGCAGUUUGUCUUCGCGUGUCGGAAACAAAAUCGUCGAAGCCUGCGUUGAAAUCUUGCGACAGUACCAGCUUGUCGAUGUUCAAUGUGAGAUCAGAGAGUCGGAAUAUCGGCAGACCACAUCGUCGCCCACAUCGUCGCCCACAUCGUCGCCCACAUCGUCGCCCACAUCGUCGCCCACAUCGUCGCCCACAUAUCUGGCACCUGAAACAGCUACCUUGACGUCGGGAUUCCCAGCUCAGCUAAUCGCUUCGCCUGGUCACUCGAUCAACCUCGAGGGUUCCACCGCUCACGGCAGUCUCGGCCCUUAUCUCCGAGCUGGCAAAAGCAACCCAGAUGCAGAGUGCGUAUAUGCUCUUACCUGCAGACACGUCGCCCUUGCUCUUACCGAACACGACAAAGACUUUGAUUGCAAGCGUGCCGGCCAGCCGCGUAAGAACAUCCUGCUUCCCUCAGACGCCACCGUGAUUCAAGGCCUCAAGCACAUCGACACCCACGAGGAGGUAAAUCAAGCGAUGAGACUCCGCCUUCGGGAGAAGUUGAAGGUCUCUCUGCCGGAGGAGAGGGAGAGACUAGAAGAGAGACUAGAGCGGCUCCGUCAAGAGACAACACUUCGAGAAACCGAUCGAAAGCUCCUGUCCACUUGGGAACCGAAGGAGAAUCGCGUGUUCGGCCACGUCGUGACUUCCCCCCCACUUCAGGUUGCGGAUUCUAUCGACCCAUCGCGCCUUGGAUCAGUUGUUGACUGGGCUUUGAUAAAGGUCUACCCAGGAAAACACCCAGACGGGAAGGUGACGAAUUGUAUCAAUUUCAACACCGAGGACAAAGAUCGGCUGAUAGACAUGGCGUACCAUCAUCUUGAGCACCAUCCAAACUCAGGACUCGAUCAGCUUGACGAAGGGAGGCUGUGUCUUGGUCGAUCAGUACCAGUCAAUGAGCUACACUACCGCUUCAAACCAAUUGAGUUGCUGCCGGAAAAGGAAUCCCAUCGCCUACUUGUGGGUAUGAAAGGCGCAUACAGUGGUUUGACAUGUGGACAAGUCAACGGGGUGGACUCAGUCGUGUGGCACCAGCACAUCAACAAAGGCACCAUCAGCAUGCUGUCUAUGGAAGUAUGUGUCCUUCCCUUCCCCAGAGCCAACGAAAAGGCUUUUUCUCAUUUUGGAGACUCCGGUUCGGUUGUUUUCGAUCUCGAGGGCAGGAUUGUUGGAAUUGUACACGGUGGCUCGGGUUCACUGCACAAGGUGUCAAUUGACAUUACGUAUGUGUCUCCGAUGGCGGGAAUUCAACAGGGACUGAAAGAGCGUGGGUACAGCGUCGAAAUCGCUUAGGCAAGCUGGGGGCUGCACUCGGCCUUCAUUUCAGGUUUCAGGGGAGCUGCGUGCGGGACAACAUUUUCUUGUUUUCCCAUAAACUCCAAGUGUAUUCUAGCUUCAUCGCUGUCGGAGACUUUCCACUUCGGCUCUCCAUGACUCUCGAGCGACGAUAGGGAUCUUCCGGCCUGGUCGUGAUGGAUUCACAAGAAGAUCAGACGAGUUGACCAAACCAGAUCCACGAGACUAUAUACACGGAUGACUGGGAGCUUCGUUGUUUCUAAGGUGCCUCCUUUUAUCGGCGUAACUUUCGUGGUGGGUAGACCUGGAACAAACGCUCGAGGAAACACCACAGUUGGCCCCAUUGCCGCCUGUCUACAGGCACAGCAAGGCUGACGUUGUAUAAGCUGCGUCGAUUGUUGCCUAUCCUGUUCAACACGAGAUCCAUCACGCUCAUAAAGACCGACUCGCCUCUGGUAGGGUCGAGGAGGGAAUAUGCCGUAGUGAAUUUCCAGGGAAGCCCCCCCUAGAUCCUCUUUUUUGGGCCCUCGGUAAAACUUGACAGUCUAGAGGAGGGAUGUUACCGCUAACUAGGACCUAACCGAGGUGUCAUUUUCUUUACUCUUAUACUAGCUGUCAUUAGAUCAAAUUAUU
This is a messenger RNA of Exophiala xenobiotica, 2637 nucleotides long. RefSeq lists its product as uncharacterized. Lineage: Eukaryota; Fungi; Ascomycota; Eurotiomycetes; Chaetothyriales; Herpotrichiellaceae. Bases 34 to 2001 code for a protein of 655 amino acids. The transcript has 2 exons. The record is from RefSeq and is a predicted model, not a curated record.